Messenger RNA from Colletotrichum graminicola M1.001, 2022 nucleotides. Its product is annotated as major facilitator superfamily transporter. NCBI's taxonomy places the organism in Eukaryota, Fungi, Ascomycota, Sordariomycetes, Glomerellales, Glomerellaceae. Bases 1 to 2022 code for a protein of 673 amino acids. The record is from RefSeq and is a predicted model, not a curated record. The transcript is spliced from 3 exons. Gene Ontology annotation, biological process: transmembrane transport. Gene Ontology annotation, molecular function: transmembrane transporter activity.
AUGGCAGGUGUUCCGACGUGGAAGAGCCGCUUCGGCGGCCUCUUCGGUAACAAGAACGGAAAGGACGACGCGACGGAAGAAGACACACAUUCCAACAUUCCGAAAUGGAGCUUGGGUGUCCUCAAUGAUCCUCAGACGCUCGAAGUGCCUGGAUCCGUUUUUCUUCUCGGCAGCCACAACGCGCCCAUGGGCGUGAGCAACACCCCCGCCAGGACCGCUCACUCCUCCAUGCCUGACCCGACCAGGGAGGCCAAGACGACCAAGGACGGCACCGUUCUGAACCCCCAGCCUGAAGAGUCGGCCAACGACCCCCUCAACUGGCCCGAGUGGCGGCGCGACUGCGCCCUGCUGGCCCUCGGCUUCUACUGCAUGGUCGGCGGCGGCAUGACCCCCCUGCUCGCCGCCGGCUUCACCAACGUGGCCCAGGACUACCACAUCGACACCGAGACCGUCUCCCUGACCACCGGUCUGUUCAUGAUGGGCCUGGGUCUCGGCUCCGUCAUCUUCUCCCCCACGGCCAUCCUGUACGGGAAGCGGCCCGUCUACCUGUUCAGCGCCGUCAUCUUCAUCGUCAGCUCCGUCUGGGCCGCCCUGUCGCCCAACUUCACCUCGCUCAUCCUGGCCAGGAUCUUCCAGGGCAUCGCUGUGAGCCCCGUCGAGUGUCUCCCUUCCGCCACCAUCGCCGAGAUCUUCUUCCUCCACGAGCGCGCCUUCCGCAUCGGCAUCUACACCCUGCUGCUGCUCGGCGGCAAGAACCUGGUGCCGCUCGUCAGCGCCGUCGUCAUCCAGGCCUUGGGAUGGCGUUGGGUUUUCUGGGUCGUCACAAUGGUUGUCGCGUUCGCCGGCGUGCUCCUCUACUUCUUCGUGCCUGAGACGUUCUGGGACCGGAUCCCCGCGCCCACGAGGGACGCCGCCCAGUCUCGAAGGUCGAGCAUGCAAAAGAGGGAUCUAGCUGCGGGCAUGGAGCCGACCUCCGCCAGCCCGACCCUCGAACCUCCGCACAGCCCUUCACAUCAACAGACGGACGAGGCCAUCCGGUUCGCCCUCGCCACCAACCAGGACGGCCAAGGCGCCAAGGACCCCGAGAAAGAGCCGGGCAGCGCCUUCGACUCGUCCAAUCCCACACCCGCCCGCCGGACCUCGGACACCUCGGGCGACUACUACGCCAAGGAGACCGGUAUCGAGGCCCAGAAGGUCCCCACACGGUCGUCGGGCGAGAGCUCCCCGUCCAUGUCGCUGGCCUACACCGAGACGCUGCGCAACCAGCCCGCAAAGUCCUUCACCGAGCAGCUGAAGCCCUGGAACGGCCGCCUCAACCAGGACCGCUGGUUCAAGGUCAUGCUGCGGCCGUUUGUCCUCUUCGCCUACCCGGCCGUGUUCUGGUCCGCCGUCGUCUACUCCCUGUCGGUCGGCUGGCUGAUUGUCGUGUCCGAGUCCGUGGCCCUCAUCUACCGCAACCGCAAGUCGUACAACUUCGACGCCCUCCAGACCGGCCUCGUCUACCUGUCCCCCUUCAUCGGCGGCGUCCUCGGCACCGCCGUCGCCGGCAAGGUCAGCGACAUCAUCGUCAAGUCCAUGGCGCGCCGCAACGGCGGCCUCUACGAGCCCGAGUUCCGCCUCGUCAUGGCCGCCCCCGUCGCCGUCACCACCGUCGUCGGCCUCAUGGGCUUCGGCUGGUCGGCCCAGGAGCGGGACCACUGGAUCGUGCCCACCGUCUUCUUCGGCAUCAUCUCCUUCGGCUGCACCCUCGGGUCUACGACGGCAAUCACGUUCUGCGUCGACAGCUACCGGCAGUACGCCGGCGAGGCGCUCGUCACGCUCAACUUCAGCAAGAACAUCUUCCACGGCCUCGUCUUCAGCCUCUUCGUCACCCACUGGCUCGCCGACGACGGGCCCAAGAUGGUCUUCAUCUGGCUCGGCAUCAUCCAGCUCAUCUUCCUCUUCCUCACCAUCCCCAUGUACCUGUACGGCAAGCGGGCCCGCAUGUGGACCACGAGGAAGAAUCUAAUGGAGAAACUGUGA